AUGGCCGCCGAACAACGAAAGCUGCUCGAGCAGCUCAUGGGCGGAUCCGCUUCUUCCCGCUCCACACAGCUGUCGCUCACCGACCCCAAAGUCUGCCGCUCCUACCUGGUUGGCACAUGCCCACACGACCUUUUCACGAACACGAAGCAAGACCUCGGGCCUUGCCCCAAAGUCCACGCCGAAGGCCUCAAAACAGAGUACGAAAAUCUACCCGCGCGCGAGAAGCAACGGCAUGGCUUUGAGUACGACUACAUGCGCGACCUGCAACGCUACAUUGACGAGUGCAACCGACGAAUCGAGUCUGCGCAGAGGCGGCUGGAGAAGACACCCGACGAAAUCAGGCAGACAAAUGUGCUGCUCAAGAGUAUCUCGGAGCUGACGAGCUCCGUUCAGAAUGGAUUACUGGAGGUGGAGAUUCUGGGCUCCAUGGGCGAAGUUUCGCGUGCGCAGGACGAGCUCUUCCGCGUGCGGCAGGCGACCGUGACCAAAUCAGAGAGGGAGCGCGAGCUGAAAGCGCUAUCUGAUACCUCUGGCCCCUCGGGACACCAGAAGCUUCAAGUGUGCGACGUCUGCGGCGCCUAUCUGAGUCGUCUGGACAAUGACCGUAGGCUGGCUGACCACUUUUACGGCAAAAUGCACUUGGGCUACGCGCAGAUGCGCAAAACAUACGACGCUUUUCCGAAGGAGAUGAAAGGGAGAGGCCCGAGGGGCGGCGGUGGCGGUGGCAUGGACGACGACGGACCAAGAGGGCCUAGGGGACCUGGAGGAUUUAGGGGCGGUCGUGGUGGCCGUGGAUACCGUGGAGGAGGCUGGUAG
Emericellopsis cladophorae is the source of this 816-nucleotide messenger RNA. RefSeq lists its product as uncharacterized. Gene Ontology annotation, molecular function: mRNA binding. Gene Ontology annotation, biological process: mRNA splice site recognition. Bases 1 to 816 code for a protein of 271 amino acids. The transcript has a single exon. Gene Ontology annotation, cellular component: U1 snRNP; U2-type prespliceosome. The record is from RefSeq and is a predicted model, not a curated record. Lineage: Eukaryota; Fungi; Ascomycota; Sordariomycetes; Hypocreales; Bionectriaceae.